Molecule: messenger RNA, 1609 nt
Organism: Plasmodium vivax (malaria parasite P. vivax)
Lineage: Eukaryota; Apicomplexa; Aconoidasida; Haemosporida; Plasmodiidae
Product: Nucleotide-binding protein 1, putative
Exons: 1
Coding region: 101-1609 (502 amino acids)
Biological process (GO): iron-sulfur cluster assembly
Cellular component (GO): cytosol
Molecular function (GO): ATP-dependent FeS chaperone activity; iron-sulfur cluster binding; ATP binding
Source: RefSeq, a predicted model, not a curated record
GGAAAAAGAGUGGCAAAAAAAAGAAAAAAAAAAAACGACGCGGCCGCUUCCCCCGCGCGGGAACCAAAUUGAAAACGUUUUUUUCGAGCUUUUCACCCAUAUGUUUGAGCGUUUAUCAAAGUGUUGCCCAUUCAGCUAUGCAAACCGCAGAGGGGAGGCUCUACAAAUGGUCAGUCGUAAAAUUUACCCCCACCCCUCGCGCAUGUAUCACCGCUUAAUACGGCAAGCGCAAAAAUACACGUUGAGAGCAGUUAGGUGGCCCCUACAAAUGUAUGCGUACACGAGGAGAAACGCCAUCCCCAUUCUGAUUGGGUCACUGGCAGGAUUGACGAUAAGCUACCUAUUCGCCAACAGGAGGGAGGUGCGAAAAUGUUUGGCGUGCACUGUAGGGAGAGCCAUAGCCAAGUGGAAAAUGAGAAAGUGUGCCCGUCACCCCGAAGAUGGCAAAAAUCCCCGCAGCAGCGAUGAACAGGGUGGUAAACGUGGCGGACGAGAUGAACCGGGCGACGGGAGAGACAUCCCAGAGGAGUGCCCGGGCAUGGAGAACGAACAGGCGGGGAAGUCCAAAGUCUGCGAAGGGUGCCCCAACAGGAAAAUUUGCAACGACCCAGAAUUGAAGAAAGAAAAGGAGAAGGAAAAAAAUCAAAUUUUUAACCAAGUCCAGGAAAAUUUAAAAAAUGUAAAAUAUAAAAUUUUGGUUUUAUCCGGAAAAGGAGGAGUCGGAAAAUCGACGGUAGCAACGCAGCUAGCCUUUUCCCUAUCCUACCUAAACUACGAUGUAGGUCUUCUAGACAUUGACAUUUGCGGGCCGUCUGUCCCAGUGCUCACUCAAACGGUGAGCUCUGAUGUUAACUACAGCAUGAAUGGAUGGGUUCCCAUUUAUAAAAAUAAUUUAUCCAUCAUGUCUGUAGGAUAUUUACUGCCAAAUUUUGAUGACCCAGUUAUUUGGAGGGGUCCCAAAAAAAAUGGGUUAAUUAAGCAAUUUUUAUGUGAUGUAUACUGGAAGAGUUUAGAUUUUUUAAUUAUAGACACUCCCCCAGGGACUAGCGAUGAACAUUUAACCAUCUGCUCCUAUUUAAAAAAUAAUUUAAAUGGGUGCAUCAUAGUUACCACUCCACAUAUUUUAUCCAUUUGUGACGUUAAGAAAGAAAUCGAAUUUUGCAAAAAAACGAAUAUCCCCAUUUUGGGUGUAGUAGAAAAUAUGUACCAAUCUGUUUUUGUCUCCAAAUACACUGUAGAUAAAAUGUGUGCAGAGAUGAACGUAGACUAUGCCGGGAAGAUCACCUUUGAUCAGAAGCUCAUUGAUGCUUGUCAACAUGGGGUUGGUUGCUGUGAUUUGGAUGUCCGCAGCUCAUCCUCCAAGGAAAUUUUUCAACUGUGCAAGUUUUUCGUUCAGAAGAUUCUACAGAACUGUUUGCAAGUGCCCGACCCCUCAGGUGAGAGUGCUCAGCUGGCCCCUUCCGCGAACGUUGGCAGUUGCCACGAUGGGGAGGAGACUCUACAGCAGAAUGGAAAACCCGAUCAGGAGAACUCCGAACAAGUGCAGAUGCUCCGCCAGUUAUUAAACCAAAUUAGCCAGCUCGUUGAGGAGGACCCCCAAAAUGAGUAG